Messenger RNA from Podarcis raffonei (Aeolian wall lizard), 2145 nucleotides. It is a transcript of the gene EVA1C, whose product is annotated as eva-1 homolog C. Gene Ontology annotation, molecular function: carbohydrate binding; heparin binding. NCBI's taxonomy places the organism in Eukaryota, Metazoa, Chordata, Lepidosauria, Squamata, Lacertidae. The transcript is spliced from 8 exons. Gene Ontology annotation, cellular component: extracellular region. The record is from RefSeq and is a predicted model, not a curated record. The coding region runs from base 163 to 2007 and encodes 614 amino acids.
GAAUGGCUGUGGCGUUUUCCUUUUAUUUAUUCGCUGCUGUGCUAAGUGCCUUCCGUGCUAAUCUUGCAAACUUUUGGGGGAAAGGGGGAAGUUGAGGGGCGGGAAUGGCAAAGCCGUGAGAGAGAGAGCGCAGACAGGAAUGAGGCUGAGAGGGAGCAGGUGAUGUAUACUAAUCGGGACGAGGGCUGGGAGGUGCUGCGUGGUCGGCACCCAACGACUGACUGGCUGGCUGGCUGGCGUUGGCUUUUCGACGCCAGUGCCAGCGGCGGCUCUUCCCUUUCGCUGCCACCCCUGCGCGCGCGCUCUCUCUCUCUCUCUCUCUCUCUCUCUCUCUCUCUCACACACACACACACACACACACACACACACUCAGCGUCUCACACGCACUUCACUUUUCCAGCCGGGGGCCAGUCAGUGCUCGCUGAGAGGGACUUCCUCUUCAGGGAAAGAAGCUGCGCGGGGACUUUUUCCCUUUCCCUGUCAGGAGCCUUGCCCUUUCCUUCGCUGGCUGAGGCAGCGGCUGCGGCGUCCCCAUUCCCAGGAAGGACAGGGACGCACACUCUUUCUUUCUUUCUUUCUCUCUUUCUCGGCUGGGGGCCGGAGCCGUCAUGUGACCGGCUUGGGCUGCAGGGACCCCCCGCCUCCCUCCGCGCCAUGAGUGAAUUGGAGGCUGCUGGGCAGCAUCCAAGCCGGCGCCAGGUAGAGCUCAGGCUGCCGCUCAGUCUCCUUUCCUGCCUGCUCCUGGUCUGGACCAAAGAGAUCGCGGCGCUGGCGGACUUCUCAGGUUAUCUAACCAAACUUCUGCAAAACCACACUGCGUAUGCCUGUGAUGGUGAUCGCUUGAGUCUGCAGUGUCCUCGGCAUUCAACAAUAAGUGUCCAAUCUGCAUAUUACGGGCAAGCUUACCAGUUGUGUAGUGAACAACAUCCAGAAGCCACGAUGAAAGAGCCCAUAAACUGUGUGGCAUCUACUACUUUGCAGAAAGUACUGGAUGAAUGCCAGGAUCUGAGAGCCUGCCAACUCCUUGUCAAUAGUCGGGUUUUUGGACCUGAUCUAUGUCCAGGAAUCACUAAAUACCUUCUAGUCUCCUUUAAAUGCAAACCUACUGAAUAUAAAACCAGAUUAGUGUGUGAGAAUGAAGAACUGAAACUCCACUGUAAAGAGUCGAAAUUCCUUAACAUCUAUUCUGCCUCAUAUGGCAGGGCUGCACACAAGAAGGACACCUGUGCUACAGAAACGGGCCGCUUCCCUCAGUUUGAUUGCUUUUCGUAUUCAGCUUUAGCAGUAUUAUCUAAGAUGUGUUAUGGAAAACAGAGGUGCAAAAUCUUUGCUAACAACCAUAACUUUGGAAGACCAUGCCUGCCUGGUGUGAAAAAAUAUCUCAAUGUCAGCUAUGCAUGUGUUCCCAAAUUCAUAUUUGCAGCAGUUGAUCCAAUGGUUAAUCUAAACCCUUCUUGGAAGCCAAAAGAAGGUAUAAAUUUUGACCCAAAAGAAUCAAGAUUUCCAAAGAAAGAAGGAAUUAUAGUUAGCAACAGUUUGGCUAUGUUUGCUUACAUUAAAGAUCACCCUGAAAGAGCUGCUCUCUUGUUUGUGUCUAGUGUUUGUGUUGGCCUCGUGCUCACACUCUGUGCUCUGGUGGUCCAUGUGUCAUGCUCUAAUGACCUGGAAAAACUGCGGAGGGUCAGAAAGCGCUUGAUACCAGAGGACAAAAAGGCUGAUGAAAACAGCGAAGAAGAGGAGGAGGAAGAGGAAGAAGACGACGAGGAGGAGCAGGAAGAGGAAAGAGAGGAGUCUUCCAGCUCUGAUUUUCCCGAUGAACUAGCAGGGUUCUGCAGGACUCCCUAUUCAGCUUACUGUUCAAUGGACCCAGCUGAACUUGCUGAAAGGAUAGAGCGGAGAGAACAGAUUAUCCAGGAAAUCUGGAUGAGCAGUGGGUUGGAUGCAUCUCCUACUCGAAGCCUCAGUCCAUUUUAUACCAAUGAACAGCAAUGCAUUUGUUUUGGAUGAAAAACGCUAUUUUUGCAAUACAAAAGAAGAAAAUAAAGGGGGAGAAAUGUACUUUCUGUGAAGGGACAUUUGCAACUCCUAGAAAUAAUUAUUUGCAAAGUUAUAUUAUUAAUAAUUAUAAUUAAAUGCUUUAAAAUA